AUGCUUCGUUGGACGCUGACGCUCGGAGCGUACAGUUACGAACUCCGUUACCGGAAGGGAGAAGACAUGGACAACGCCGAUGCCCUCAGCCGAUUGCCACUAGAGGUGGAGCCCGGAGCCACAGCUGAACCCAACCCUCCGGAGGUUUUCCUUAUUGAAGAAGUGCCACAAGCAGCGAUACAUGCCAGAAACGUUGCUGCUGCAACAGACAGAGAUCAGCAGGUGUUGCUUCGGGUUCAACAGUGGACUAGAGACGGUUGGCUGAAGUCAUCACCCCAAGCGAGAGAUCUCAAGCCUUACUGGACACGCCGUUUCGAGAUAUCUAUUCAGGAUUGUUGCCUGCUUUGGGGAACCAGAGUUAUUGUCCCUCAAGCACUACGGCAGGGGAUCCUCACCACACUGCAUUCAGGCCACGCAGGGAUCGUACGCACGAAAGCAAUGGCCAGAAGCUUUGUAUGGUGGCCGGGGAUCGAUGCUGACAUUGAGAGCAUGAUCGGUCGGUGCACCCCGUGCCAAUUAACGCGAAAUAUGCCAUCGAGAGACGCGUCACACCCGUGGCUGCCGCCACAGAAGCCUUGGUCAAGGCUGCAUCUGGAUUAUGCAGGGCCUUUUCAAGGGCGCACAUUCUUGAUGUUCGUCGAUACUUUCUCGAGAUGGCCGGAGGUGAUUCCUGUGUCGUCGAUGUCGGCGGCCGAACUGAUCCGUCAUCUUCGCCGUGUGUUUGCGACGCACGGAUUGCCCGAUGUCGUGUUUACCGACAAUGGCACGUCUUUCACUUCAUCCGAGACGGCCGACUUCCUAAGAAGGAACUCGAUCAGACACAUGUUCUCUCCGCCAUACCAUCCGCAGUCGAAUGGCGUCGCAGAACGUAUGGUGCAGAACGUAAAAAAACAAGCUUCGCCAACUACGACGCGACGAUCCGGACUGUCGUCUAUCACGUCUGUUGUUCGCAUUACGUACAACACCAUGCUCGGACAGCACAAGAUCUCCGGCGCAACUGCUCAUGAACCGUAG
Molecule: messenger RNA, 1014 nt
Organism: Ornithodoros turicata
Lineage: Eukaryota; Metazoa; Arthropoda; Arachnida; Ixodida; Argasidae
Exons: 1
Coding region: 1-1014 (337 amino acids)
Biological process (GO): DNA integration
Molecular function (GO): nucleic acid binding
Source: RefSeq, a predicted model, not a curated record